Rhagoletis zephyria (snowberry fruit fly) is the source of this 3165-nucleotide messenger RNA. NCBI's taxonomy places the organism in Eukaryota, Metazoa, Arthropoda, Insecta, Diptera, Tephritidae. The record is from RefSeq and is a predicted model, not a curated record.
AUGGCGCCCGUCCAGCAGCAGCAGCGGAAGCUAUCAGCGCUGGGAGGUGCCAGCAGUGGUGGCAGCGGUGCCAGUGGAACUUUGGGCGCUAGCAGUUCUGGCAGUCAGAAUAUUGGUCCGAACAAUGGCAAUUCUGUGAACGGCAAAAACAGCACAGGCACUACCUCUCCGGGCGCCUACUCGGCACGCUCCAAGAAUGGCAAGUACGAGCUGAAGAUUCUCUCGCAGCCUGAGGAGCAGCACCGUGCCCGCUACCUGACGGAGGGCAGUCGGGGCGCCAUCAAGGACAAGUCCGGUCACGGGUACCCGGUGGUGAAGCUGUGCGGCUACUCGCGCCAGCCGGUGAAGAUUCAGUGCUUCAUCGGCCAUGACAAGCAAAUUGGCACGCCGCACCUCUUCUACCAGGCGUCGAAGAUUGCGGGGAAGAACUCGACCGCCUGCUUCCUCAAGAAGGUCGACGGGACGAGCAUCAUCACCAUGGAGGCGCAGCCGGCCAAUAAUAUGGAGAUUAACGUCGACUGCAUUGGCAUUCUCAAGGAGCGAAACGUCGACGUGGAGCAAAAGCUGAACAAGUUUCAGCGCCUUGGAGCCAGUGUAGGUGCCGCUGCCGCCGCCGCCGGUGCCAGCAGCAGCAAUGGUGGCGCAGGUUCAGAGAAUGAGGUACAGUCAGUGGCCAACAUCAAGCGGUCCACUCGGUGUCGCCUCGUUUUUCGCUGUGAAAUUCCCGAGACGUCGGAGACCUUGCAGGCGGUCAGUGCGGCCAUUCUUUGCACCCAGCCGCUGGGCACGCCGGAGAUCAACAAGAAGUCGCUCUCGCAGUGCGACAUCAACGGCGGCACGGAGCUCUUCAUCAUCGGCAAGAACUUCCUCAAGGACGCCAAGGUGAUCUUUCGCAAUGAAAAGUGGAUCAAGAUUGUCGAACCGAAUCGAGAGUAUCUUAAGUCGACCCAUCUAAUCUGCACCGUGCCAGCGUACGAUGCCCCGGUGUCAAAGGGCAGUGGUGGUUUGCAUGCUGGUCACCACCACCACCAGCACCACCACCAGAGCAGUCUUCACGGUCAUGGAAAGUCUUCCUCUCCGCCCAAUGUGAUCGAGGUGAACCUGAUGGUGAAGAGCGGCGGCAAGUGCUCUGAUCCGCACAAGUUCUUCUACACUAUCAACGGCGGUGGCAGUGGCAGCAGUGGUGGUGGUGGUCUCAGUUUCAGUGGCCUCCUCGAUACUUCCACCUCCUCCUCCAACUCGGCUGCCAUCUCCGACGUGUGCUCCUCCUCGGCGGCAGACGUGGUCUCCACUUUCAGUAAUCAUGAUUCCGCCAAACUGAUGGACACGCUGAUGGAGGCGAGCAACCACUCCAGUGACGCCUUUCACUUUCAGGCGGCGGCCUAUGCCCAGGCCCAGGCAGAGCAGGCCAGCAAACAGCAGCAGCAGGAUCACGCCGCUCUCACCGCGGCCAUCGUCGACCAGUCCUCCCAGUCGGCAAAUGACCUCCUCAACGCCAGCCUCACCAGUCACAUCGCCACGGAGCUGGUGAACCAGGCGCAGGCGGCGGCGAACGCCUCGGCGGCCGCCGCCAACGGCGGCAGUGAUACGCCCAAUGGAGCGGCCGCUGCUGCGGCCCUGGCCGAAUCGACCGCCGUGGGAAACUCGGUCCUGGCGGCGGCAGCCGUGGUGGCCGCCAAUGAGGUGCAGGCACUUUCCGAUAGUAACCAGCUGACGGCGGCCAACCUCCACCAGACGGUGACGACGGCGGCGGCGGUGGCGGUGGCCGCCACUGAGGCCGUUCUCGCUGAUAAUGCCGCCGCCGCGGCUAGUAAUGCUGCUGCGGUGGCUGCGGCCGCCGAUCCUCAUGGUCACCUGCAUGGUCAUCACCAUCACCACCACCAUCAGGUGCCGACGGCGAUUCCCGGGCCGCCGAACCAGGCGACGGUGGCGGUGGUUGCCGCGCAGAUAAACUCGAUGAUCCCCUACCUGACGGCCAGUUCGACUGCUCUGAAUGUGGCCGCAGCGGUAAAGCAGGAAUCGCUGGCGGUUGAAUCGGAGUUGGCUGCUGCGGCGGCGGCAGCCGUCGCUUCAGGCACUUCGCCACCUCAGCAGCAGCCGCAGUCGAUGAUGGGCCACUCCCCUCCGAACUACCCAGGCAGUCAGCUGACGGCCUACUCCUCCUCCUCGCCGAGCAAUGACGGCGGCAGUCCACUGCAGGGGGGUGGUGGUCCAGUGCAGUCGAUGCAGUCGAUGAUGGUCCAGGAACAGCAGCAACAGGUGGUCGCAGCUGAGCAGCAGCAGCAGCAGCAAUUGAACGUCAUGAUGAGUCAGGCGUAUGGGUCACCGAAUAACCAGCAGGUACUGAACCGACAGUCAUCGAUGGAGACGGGGCCAAUGUCCUUUGCCAAUGUGGGCAAUCAGCAGCAGCAGAUGGGUGACCCGAACCUGACCUCUGUCCUGAAGGUGGACAGUCUGACGCUGCAGGACAACCCACUACCACCGCCACCUGUGCCACUCCCCCAACUGAGUCUCUCUGACAUUAGCACUCAGCUGUCGAUGGCGCCGCCCUCGAUGGCCUCCACCACUGGCGCCCUGGUUCCCAUUGACACUGUCAUGUCGGAGAAGCCCAUCAUCUUCUCGCAGGAGGUGCAGCAGCAGCAGCAGCAGCAGCAACAGCAGAUGAUGAUGGCUGCGGCGGCAGCGGCGGGCGGAAGUCCCAAUGAAAAGACCCAAAUGGUGCCAAUGUCUACGAUGAUGGCCACUGAUGGCACUGGUUUAUCAGUGGCAAUAGUCGGCGGUCCGGGCAGUGUCAUCAUGAGCCCUCAACAGCAACAGCAGGGCGGUCCUUUCGGUCUGAUUUCUCCUUCCGACUCGACCCUUGUUCCAACAACUUUAUCCCCUCCUUCGACCGUUCAGCAGCAACAACAGCAUUUUGGCAGUCCGCUCAAGUCGGUGGUCAGUGAGUACGGCAGUGCAAACAGCAGCAGCCUUCAGCAGGUCACUGAUAUGAAGUUGGCGGCAGGGGUCAUGGCACAGCAGCAUCAGCAGAUUCCUUCGCCCAACAUGACCGGAAUUCUGCCCUCUCCUCCGCUGAAUCCAAACAGUCCCGAACAGCAGAAACAGCAGCAGUCUUCAGUGGUGAUUUUUUGGUCCAAUCACUCACUCACUGACUUCCGUUUGUAA